This is a messenger RNA of Gopherus flavomarginatus (Mexican gopher tortoise), 4971 nucleotides long. It is a transcript of the gene TLE3, whose product is annotated as TLE family member 3, transcriptional corepressor. The coding region runs from base 202 to 2532 and encodes 776 amino acids. The record is from RefSeq and is a predicted model, not a curated record. Gene Ontology annotation, cellular component: transcription regulator complex; nucleus. Gene Ontology annotation, biological process: regulation of DNA-templated transcription; negative regulation of canonical Wnt signaling pathway. Lineage: Eukaryota; Metazoa; Chordata; Testudines; Testudinidae. Gene Ontology annotation, molecular function: transcription corepressor activity; protein binding. The transcript is spliced from 20 exons.
GCCCGGCUCCUGCGCCCGGGACCGGCGAGCCUGCCCGCCUGCUAGGCGCCCCGAGCCCGCCCCGCCCGGGACUUCGCUGCUUCCUUUGUUCCAGUUUUGGCCCCUCCGGGGCAGCUCCGUGGCCGAGCCGCGGCCCGGGCCCCCCUGAGAGCAGGCGGCGCUUGGGGCCGGUGGGGGUGAGCUGGUGGCCGGCGAGCUGCGAUGUACCCCCAAGGCAGGCACCCGGCGCCCCACCAGCCUGGCCAGCCGGGCUUCAAAUUCACGGUGGCUGAAUCCUGCGAUAGGAUUAAGGAUGAAUUCCAGUUUUUGCAAGCCCAGUAUCACAGUCUUAAAGUGGAGUAUGAUAAGCUUGCCAACGAAAAGACAGAAAUGCAGCGCCAUUAUGUUAUGUACUACGAAAUGUCAUAUGGUUUGAAUAUUGAAAUGCACAAACAGACCGAGAUUGCUAAAAGAUUGAACACAAUUCUAGCUCAAAUCAUGCCUUUUCUGUCACAAGAGCACCAACAGCAGGUUGCCCAGGCUGUUGAGCGUGCCAAGCAAGUGACAAUGACAGAGCUGAAUGCUAUCAUCGGGGUACGUGGACUUCCAAAUCUGCCUCUCACCCAGCAGCAGCUCCAGGCCCAACACCUCUCCCAUGCUGCUCAUGGCCCCCCGGUCCAGCUGCCUCCUCACCCUUCAGGCCUUCAGCCUCCAGGAAUCCCUCCUGUCACGGGGAGUAGCUCAGGACUGCUGGCUCUCGGGGCCCUUGGGAGCCAAGCCCACUUGACCGUUAAAGAUGAGAAAAACCAUCACGACCUGGAUCACCGAGAGCGAGACUCAAAUGCAAAUAAUUCUGUCUCACCAUCAGACAGCCUGAGAGCUAGUGAGAAACACAGGAGUUCUACAGACUACAGCAUCGACGCCAAAAAGCGGAAAGCAGAGGAGAAGGACAGCAUGAGCCGCUAUGACAGCGACGGUGACAAGAGCGAUGACCUGGUGGUCGACGUCUCCAAUGAGGAUCCAGCUACACCCCGUGUCAGCCCAGCCCACUCGCCGCCUGAGAACGGGAUAGACAAAACCCGAGGGCUGAAGAAAGAUGCUCCAAACAGCCCUGCUUCCGUCGCCUCGUCCAGCAGUACGCCGUCCUCGAAGACUAAAGACCUGGGCCAUAAUGACAAAUCAUCCACGCCUGGGCUCAAGUCAAACACUCCUACGCCGAGGAAUGAAGCCCCGACUCCUGGGACGAGUACCACUCCAGGCCUUCGGUCUGUGCCGGGCAAACCAGCGGGCAUGGACCCAUUGGCAUCUGCCCUGAGGACCCCCAUCUCCAUCACUGGCCCCUAUGCGGCUCCCUUCGCCAUGAUGGGACACCAUGAAAUGAACGGCUCUCUGACGAGUCCGGGGGCCUAUGCGGGGCUCCACAACAUCCCGCCCCAGAUGAGCGCCGCCGCUGCCGCCGCCUAUGGCCGAUCGCCAAUGGUGAGCUUUGGAGCUGUCGGCUUUGACCCGCAUCCGCCCAUGAGGGGCCCUGGUCUCCCCACAAGCCUUGCAUCCAUACCUGGCGGGAAGCCAGCCUACUCGUUUCACGUAAGUGCUGAUGGGCAGAUGCAGCCGGUCCCAUUCCCCCAUGAUGCCCUUGCUGGCCCCGGCAUCCCAAGGCACGCUCGGCAGAUCAACACGCUGAGUCACGGGGAGGUGGUAUGUGCUGUGACCAUUAGCAAUCCAACCAGACACGUGUACACCGGAGGAAAGGGAUGUGUGAAGAUCUGGGAUAUCAGCCAGCCAGGCAGUAAGAGUCCCAUUUCGCAGCUGGAUUGCUUGAACAGAGACAACUACAUCCGUUCCUGCAAACUCCUCCCCGACGGCCGCACCCUGAUUGUGGGAGGGGAAGCGAGUACGCUUACGAUCUGGGACCUGGCUUCCCCGACGCCAAGGAUCAAGGCUGAAUUGACCUCCUCUGCCCCAGCAUGCUACGCUCUGGCAAUCAGCCCUGAUGCAAAAGUCUGCUUCUCCUGUUGCAGCGACGGCAAUAUUGCUGUGUGGGAUCUCCACAACCAAACGCUGGUUAGGCAAUUCCAAGGCCACACAGAUGGCGCAAGCUGCAUAGAUAUCUCGCAUGAUGGUACAAAGUUAUGGACAGGUGGCCUGGACAACACAGUGCGUUCCUGGGACCUUAGGGAAGGAAGACAGCUCCAGCAGCAUGACUUCACUUCCCAGAUCUUCUCGCUGGGUUACUGCCCCACCGGUGAGUGGCUUGCCGUGGGCAUGGAGAGCAGCAACGUUGAGGUGUUGCACCACACCAAACCGGAUAAAUACCAGCUUCACCUGCAUGAGAGCUGCGUCCUUUCACUGAAAUUUGCCUACUGUGGUAAAUGGUUUGUGAGUACAGGAAAAGAUAAUCUUCUCAACGCCUGGAGAACGCCAUAUGGAGCAAGCAUAUUCCAGUCGAAAGAAUCCUCCUCUGUCUUAAGUUGUGACAUUUCAGCAGAUGACAAAUACAUUGUUACAGGCUCUGGUGACAAGAAGGCCACAGUCUAUGAGGUCAUCUAUUAAACAAGGAUUUUAACAGGGCUGUCAACUCCGAAUAUUAGGCUCGAGUCUGACAAGACAAUGGCAAAAUUCUGAAGGAUGUAGGAAAACGAAAGGAGAGCAGCCAUGCAUUGAGAGGCUGUGUAAUAUGGAUCUUCAUGGACUCAGAGUAAUGUACAUGGACUGAUGCGUUUCAGCAACUUUUAUUUUAAGCUGUGGCAUAUCUGGAUUUAUUUGGAGGUCUGCGAAUACAACACAUUUUGAAGCCCUAAACAGGUUUUGUUUUGGUUUUAGGGGUUGGUUUGUUGUUCUUUUGUCUGCGCUUUGGUGGCACUAUAAAGGACUUAUUUUUUAUUGUGAUUUUUUUUUGCGCUCUAUAUAAGACUUGUGAAAAAUGUAAAUAACGGACUAGUAAAUAGAAUUGAAAGGGUGAGGUUAAUCCUCCUGGUACACUAGUUGUGUAUUUUUUAUUUGUUAUUUUUUUUGUCUGCUGUAAUUGUAUUCCACUGAUCGGUUUGGUGGUGGCAAUUCCCUCCCCCAGUAUCUAUUUGAGAUACUACUUCGACCUGCAGCUUGUAACCAGAUUGAGCAGAGAUGUCCACUGGUGGAAGUUGUUCCUACUGUCGUACAUGUGAAUUGUUCGGUGUGUUAGUCAAAUGUUUGAACACUGUAUGGACUGAAGUUAAAUUGGUCAGAUCUUCAGCUACUGAUGUGACAUCGGCAAAACAAUCAAAUUUUUUCUAUGGAUUUUUGUGCUCAUAUGUUUGAAGAAAACAGGAAGUCCAUGUUCUAAGAAACUUCUGCUCAAGCCCUUCUUGAUCUUCGGACAUAAAUGAUGAGGAAUAAUUUCAAAGAAAGCAUAGUAAAAUUCAGCUCAGGGAGCCACGAAAGAUAAUAGCAACUUAUGUGUUUUGUAUUCAAAUGAAAGUAAAGAAUUAGAAUUGAUAACCUUUUAAAAUACAAUUCUUUUUUUAAAAAAAGUUUACUAACAAGUAGGUUUUGUGUGAGGUGGGUCAAGGGGCUGUCUCUGGUAGGGGUCUGUGGCUUUAUGGUCUUGUCACUUUUUUGGUAUAUUGGUUCCAACAGAGCAAAACCCAUCCCCACACAGGCCAGUGUGUCAACAUUUUGUACUAAAAGGUUAAAUAAAUAAACGGGAAAUAAAAGUAUUUGUGUAGCAGAAGUGCUCACCCUGUAUUGUAGCAUAUGGAAGAGAAUUUUUAUACUACAUUUUUAUGGAUUAUUUUUUAAUUUUUGAUUUUAAUCUGGUCAAAAAUAAUUAGGGUUAUGGUGAAAACUACCUGUUUGAAAGUGAUAGUACAAAAGAAGAAACGAACAAUAAAGUUGGAGAUGUUCUUUAACUUUCUGUUCUUGGACGUCCAUUCGGCAUCACGUCUGAAUUGUAAGUCGUCAGCAGUACCCUCCAGCAGUAGCUAUUGGUUUGGGGUGGGGGAGAACAUAGAUUUGGGGGUGAAAGUAAAGUUCAUGGGAAUUUUUUUCCAAAGUCUCACAUUUUAAGAUUGGACUUCUUUUCCCACCAGAACAAAAACAAGGGAAAUUUCAAAGGCAAAAAGUAUGCACCCCAUGAGACUUUAGUGAUGAUGCACCUCUGAUUCCAAGAAACUUGCCUGUCAUGCAAAAAGUGUGAAUUUUGAUUUGUUAUGCACUGUCACAAAAAGCUCUUAAGUAAAAAAGCAUCUUUUAAAAAAGAGUGGUGAUCUGAAAUGCAGUUAUGUUCAGAAAAAUGACCAUGUAAAGAUGGCACCAUGUUCAGUGGAUCUGCUUUCUAUGCAUACGAGAGUCAGAUCUGCUUAUUUUUAGUGGCUACACAUUUUUACUCUUUUCUGUUCACUGUAUUGUUCCGCAGUGCGAUAGCAGAAGGAGACGGAUUUUUUUAUGGCCUGCUCAUCAUCUGCGGAAUGAUUUUAGUACGUUCCAGUUGCAGGAUCGUUAUUACUGGUGAUAAUGUGAGAGUGCUAAUAAACCCAGCUUGACUCUCAGCCCCCAUAUGAAUUAAUCUAUUGAGAAUCAAUGAACACAGAGCCCGGGAAUGCCAUAUUUAGAGCCACUUUUCAGUGUACAAGCCACACUUUACAACCAGCUUGGAAAGGGUUAGCGGGUUUUGGAAUUUUCACUCAAAGUUCCACUUUAAUAACACCACAAGCUAAUGUCCCAAAAUGGUUGUUUGCAAGUUGGUGCUUUUUAAAUAAUAAUAAUAAAAAAAAAAAUCAACUGGGUUUAACUAAGUAGGUGGAGGGUUGCUAAGUCACUCUGUCUCAACUUCACACCAAAGUAUGUAGCAGAAUAUGUACAGCUGUUAAUAACUACAACUGUUUUUGUAAAAAAAAGAAAAGUAAAGAGAAUAAAAAUUAAAUGUAAUGAAGCUCAACUGAAAACCAAGUGUCUAUAAACCAUUUACUCUCUGAAAACCUGCACUGAAUUGUUAAUAAAAACAAACCAACAGAA